AGUCCCAUCAGGUCACGUGGUACGAGGAGGACGGCCAUCUUUCUAAAACACAAACAACAAGAGUAGCAAGCUGACCAGACAUCAACACGCAGCGACCGUUGGAGUGGGUUAAAUCAUUAAUUAAACAAUUGAACACGAUUCCAUGAAGAAAACGCUAUUCUUUUGGAAAACGUGAACAGGAGGAGAACAGACACCCAUGCACGCACAUCUAAAGUGACGAUUGUAAACAACGACUGCAUAUUAAAAAUACAGUUGCCUCAAAUAUAAGGUGCUGGACGAGAAGAAUCAGACGGAAAGGGAUCAGAAUAGGGGGUCACCGCAGAGGACCUCAGUGGACGCACAUUUCUGCCGGAGCGAGGGAGCGACGACAAGAACGAGAGAGCGAUUGAGAGCAAGAGAGGUGUCGUGUCGUGUGACAUCACGUCGGCUGCUGGCAGCUGCUACCCCAGCUGGUCCGCUCUCUCCCGCCCCCUACCUACCCCACCCCUCCCCACUUUACCCCCACCACCCCCCCAUCAGUGAGUCGCCCCCUCAAAAGCUCGGCGUGAUCGUACCUGUUUCUCUUCAAGCGGCACUCAUGGUAUACCUCUGCUGUCAACCCAGCCUGUAGGCCACUGGGGCCGAGCUUUCAUUUUCCACGAACACUCGUUUAUAGUUUUAUUCAUUUUUGCGAUUUGCUGUUUUGUUUGUUUCUCUCUUUCUGUGAGAGUUAUUGGCAGAGUGUAUUGUUUUGGCUUGCUGUUCUUUUUUUUUUAAAUCGACUUUUGGUUGAUUUGCGUUUUUUUGAUCUCUCUCCCACCCCAUCCCUCUCCUGUUUGAGGCAGCUAUCCCCACCCUCUUCCUUAUCCUGGGAGUUCUCCCUCCGUCACACAGGCACGCACGCAGAUACACACAGGCUUGCAGCCACUUAAGACGCACACAAACACCCGUAGAGAAUAACACAAACACACACACAAUCACAAUCACUGGACCCGAACGGGACUCACGGAUCCACACACAACCCACCUGCUCCGCUCAUCAGGACAGGACUUUCAGCUCUUGGAGGACGAGAGGAAUAUGACUGCUGAGACUCUCAACUUCGGCCCAGAAUGGCUCCGUGCACUAUCCAGUGGGGGCAGCGUGACUUCCCCCCCUCCCUCCCCCGCCAUGCCAAAGUACAAACUGGCCGACUACCGGUACGGCCGCGAGGAGAUGCUAGCACUUUAUAUCAAAGACAACAAGGCUCCUGAGGACAUGCAGGAUAAGGAGUUUGCUGCUAUUCUGCAGGAGGAGCCAAUGCAGCCUCUGGCACUGGUCCCACUGACUGAGGAGGAGCAGAGGAACUUCUCCAUGUCGGUUAACAGUGUCGCUGUCCUAAGGCUCAUGGGUAAAGGGGGCGGGGCCAUCCCCUCCGGCGUGGCUCGUGGCCGAGGCAGCACACGAGGAGCUAGAGGAAGAGGAAGAGGAGAAAGUGGAUUCUACCAAAGAAGUAUUGAAGAUGGAGAGGUGGGCUUUGGACGCUGCAGCAGAGAAAUCCACCGCAGCCAAAGCUGGGAUGAUAGGGGUGAGCGGCGCUUUGAAAAGCCGCUGCGUCGUGACGGGGUGCGCGUGUGUUUCGAGGAGACGGCGGCGGUGGUCAGCACGGGCGUCAUCAGCCUCGCCAGUCCCGCUGUCCCCGGUCGUAAGGACUUCACGCGCUCGGACAGCGACAACUGGCGCACGCUUCGCGAGGAGCAAGAGGACGAGGAGGGGGCCGAUCCCGGGGGGAGCUGGAGACUGGCGGUCUCACGCCGAGACGAUGGCGGUCCUCGCUCGGCGGGCUGGCGGGAGCACCCUGGCGACGGGCGGCGCAGGAAGUUUGACUUUGACUUCGCGGAGGCGGGCGAGGGCAGGCGCAGACGGACCGGCAGCGACGGCCAUGAGGACGACAGGGACGGCCUGCCGGAGUGGUGCACGGACGAGGAGGACGGAGAGAUGGGCACCUUCGACUCUUCUGGGGCCUUCAUGCCCUUGAGGAAGGGCUCCAAAGACCCCAUCCCUGAGGAGCACGAGUUGGACUUCCAGGGCUUGGAGGAUGAGGACGACGAGAUGAUCGCCAUGGCCACCACCGCCGCCGGAGAGGAUGAGAAGAACAGCAGCGGUGAAGGGGAGAGACUGGAGAAAGCAGAUGUGAAGGAAGCCAUGCUUGAGAUGGAGGUGAAGCCAAUCUCGCCCUCCUCUCCCUCCUCUCCUCCCUCCCUCCCCCUCUCCUCCAUGGCUGUGGCCCCCCCUCCUCGAUCUGCACCCGUGGUUGCCCCCCCUGCUGGUCUGGAAGAGCCACGGCAACACGCCAUCAGCAAGAGCACCAGUGAAGAGGGAGCUCCUCAGCUCAGCCCCUCCUCCUCCAGUCUGCCUUCCCCUCCUCCCUCAGCUGCUACUCACCUCCCACCAAUGGGGGGCGACACCGAGGAUGACGAGGGCAUGAAGCACCUGCAGCAGGAGGCUGAGAAGAUGGUGGCGUCCCUGCAGGACUCGUCUCUGGAUGAGGAAUGCUUCACGCAGGCGCUGCAGGAGAGCAGAAACACGGCGGCCGCUCUGCCCCUCUCCCACGAGGCAGCCAUGAAGUGGUUCUACAAGGACCCGCAGGGAGAGAUCCAGGGUCCCUUCACCACUCUGGAGAUGUGCGAGUGGUUCCAGGCGGGCUACUUCUCCAUGACGCUGUUGGUAAAGCGUGGCUGUGACGAGGGCUUCCAGCCACUAGGCGACGUCAUCAAGAUGUGGGGGCGCGUACCCUUCGCCCCCGGGCCCUCACCCCCGCCCCUCCUGGUGAGACAGCAACCCCCCCCACGCCAGCCAGCAGCCAGGAGCUCCACCGGGAGCAUGGAUCAGGAGCGCCAGCUAAAGAAGCAGCAGGAGCUGGCGGCCGCAACGGCACUCUAUCAGCAACUCCAGCAGCAGCAGUUAUUCCAGCUCAUCAACAGCAGGUGUGGCGAGCAGGGUAUGAUGCCUUCGAUGAACAGGUCAAUGUCAGUGCCAGAUACAGGGUCCAUGUGGGACAUGCAUACCUCAGCUUCACAGCCGACAGGCAGUGAAGCCAGUCUAUGGGACUUAACAAUGAAUUCUUCAACUCAGGGUCCAACUCUUGAACAGCUUCAAAAGCUCCAGCAGGAGAGGAGAGAGGCUGAACUCAGGGCCAAGCGUGAGGAGGAGGAGAGAAAAAGGAGAGAGGAGAAGAGGAGGCAACAACAAGAGGAGCACAAGAGGAGAGAGGAGGAGGAGAUGUUCCGACGCAAGCAGUGCCGUCAGCAGCAGGAAUUGAUCAUGAAGCUGCUGGCUCAGAACCAGAGUCAGGGGUCCUCAGCGCCGGGCUCGGGCUGGUCCGGAGGCCCUGCGGUUGGGCUGGGCAAGCCAGGCAAGGCCCUGGGGCUCCUGGAGCUCCAGCAGGAGGCGGAGAGGCUGAAGCUGCAACAGAGAGCCCAGCAGCAGCAGCAGCAGCAGCAGCAGCGUGAGAGGCAGCAUGCUGGCAUGAUGUCGGGGCAGUGGGGGGAGGGGGUGGGCGGCCUCUGGGCCAGUGGGAGUGGCCUGGAGGGGAAGUCCGGUGCUGGAGGCGGGGCCUCUGGUGGCAUGGGCAUGUGGGACGAAGCUGUGAAGAACCAGGCGAGCAUGCGGGGCAUGAGCCACAAGAACAGCAGGAGCAGCCCCUCACUCAGUGAGCAGUAUAUGCUGCGCCGUAAGCGCACGGACGAGGAGGAUAAACUGCUGAAGCUGCUGCAGGGCAUGAAGCCUCAGGACGGCUUCACCACCUGGUGUGAACAGAUGCUGCACGCCCUCAACAGCACCACCAACAACAACGCCUCCGCACUGGACGUGGCCACCAUCGUGGCGUAUCUGAAGGAGGUGGAGUCUCCGUAUGAGGUGCUGGACUUCAUCCGCUCCUAUCUGGGGGACACCAUGGAAGCCAAAGAGUUCGCCAAGCAGUUCCUGGAGCGACGUGCCAAACAGAAGGCCAACCACCAGAGACAACAGCAGCAACAGCUCUCUAAGGAGGUGGCUGGACUGACCAUGAACAACUUCGCUCUACAGGAUUCCAUGCGCGGCGUGACCCCCAGCGCUCUGCAGUCCAUGUUCCAGGCGGCCCAUGCCGGGAAAGCGAGCAUGGCCUACGAGCAGGCCAAGCUGACGAAGAAGAAACAGCCCAUGAUGCUGCAUUCUGACCCGAGCAUCCUUGGGUACUCAUUCCACAGUGCUGGGGACCGGCUGAGCCUAAAUGAAAUGGAGAUGGUGGAGGAUUACUGAUCUACAGCAAUAGCUACCUGAGGCCUUUUUUUCUAUAUGUAAAAAAACAAAACAAAAAAAACAACAACAACGUGGUGUCCAAGUAAUCGGACACUGCGACGACCAAUGUGCACUGCUAUGGGUUGGGGGGUGGGGUGGGAGGGGGGGUGUGAAUGCCAGAACGAUCCAGUUUGGGAGGUGGGUGGGGAGUAGCCUCUGAAGAAGUGGUGUCAGGUGUGUGUAGGGGGUGGACAGGUAUCCCCCCCCCCCCCCCCCCCCUUUACACCACUGUGGUUUGGAGGCAGGUUGGGGUUGUAUGGCGUGAGUUUGGUGGAUAUUUUUUCUUCUUUGUUGUUGUUUUUUGGAGAUUUGGGUCAUGGGAUUCCUCUGGCACUUAAAACAGUAAGCACCUUAAAAACUAAAUGCACUUUAUCAAGAUUGGGAUUCUGACGAGGUUUUUUUUUUUUUUUUUUACAAUAUACAUUGUGUGGGUGUGGGUGUGUGUGUGUGUGUGUGUGUAGCCGUGUUUUUAAAUUUAAUUUUAUUUCCGUUGCUUGGGCUUGAUUUCACAAUCGAACUCGUCAUCCAUGUAUACAGGUGAGGAGUGUGGGCCAGCUCUCUCACACUCCAACGCAUGUAUGUGUGUGUUCGUCUCAACUGGAAGGUAUGUUUUUGUUUUUGUUUUUGUUUUGUUUGUCUUCUUUUACUAUGGCUAGGGUUUAAGAAGUGGGUGUGUGGGUUGGUGUAUAUAUGUGCGUGAGUAGGACUUUAACACCAGAGUGACCGAUGAUUUCUGUUUAACAAACAAACAAAAAAAAAUCCUUAUCAGACAUACAAAAUCCUUUCUUGAAAGACACUGUUUAUUUUCUACGUUUCUAUAAAAGGUAAAGCUAUUAAAAUGAUUUAAAAACUUGAAGAUUUGCACUUGCAUAAAAAAAUCAGAAAAAAAGACAAAAAAAAAAGACAAAGUUUAUAGAGAUGGAUAUUUUUGUGAAUAUGUGUGUGUGCGUGACUUUAAAAAUGUGUGUGAGUGCAUCAAUUUUUUUUGUAUGUAUGUAUGAGUGUGAAUGUUGUGUGAAAGUGUCAGAAAAUAAUGUUGACACAAUUAUUUUUUUCUUUGUUUUGUUUUUUUGUUUGCUUACCAAGAUGUGUGAACCAACGUGAGGCCAUUUUGUCAUUUAGUUCAAAUGAGUUUCCUCUCUGUUUAUUUUGUAUUUCUGUCAAAGAAUGUCUGUCUGUGUCGCCUCUUGUGAGGGCUCUGUGUUUGUGUGUGUUUGUGUGUGUGUGUGUGUGUGUGUGUGUGUGUGUUUGGAUCAGACAAUGAAGGGUGUGAGUGAGAAAAAGAAAGAGGGAGAGAGAGAGGGCAAUGGAACAGCCCAUCCAUUUUUUUUGUGUCAAUUUACUUUAUUCUAUUUAAUUUUUUAUCACACCAGUGCUCUCAUCCCCAGAUUGAUACCUUCUUGUCCUUUUCGUUUGCUGCCGAAAUGGCCUGCGUGCCACCCUCUCUUUCAUUAGCCAGCACUCGUUUACUCGCUUGCCUGUUGCUCUGGUGGUGGGAAGGAUGGAGGGGUGUGUGUGUGUGUGUGUGUGUGUGUGUGUGUGUGUGUGUGUGUGUGUGUGUGUGUGUGUGUGUGUGUGUGUGUGUCGAGUCAUCUCCAUCAUCUCCCUGUCGUCUCGCUUUUUUCUUCUCUUCCACUCAACCACAACUCUGUGCCUCUGUGAGGUUUCAGUAGCCGAAUGGGAUUGAGGUGGACCUUAAAUCUCUGUGUGUGUGUGUUUGUUUGUGUGUGUGUGUGUGUGUAUGCGCAACUUUACUUUUUCAUAACAUAAUGCAGAGUGAAGUAUCAUAAGCGGUACUCAUUGAAUGAGUGUGUGUGUGUAGUGUGUUUUGAGCAUUUUGCGCAAACUUGAGAGUGUGUGUGUAUGCGUUUCCACAUGUGUGCCUAUGAACUAAAAAAAGGGUCACAGUUUGCCGCAGCCAUGGAGAUUUGAGGUGGUUAUUAUGGGGUGGCGGAGCUGUUUUUUGAAUCUGUGCCUCAAUGGCUUACUAACCAUGAGAUCUUGCACGACGUGCUGUCUUUGAUCAUUCUCCGUAGGGCGUAGCACAGUCUGGAGAUGGUUCGUUUGAGAAAAAAAAAAAGAAAAAAAAAGUAGUUCAGUUUGAUUUCUCCACAGGGAUGUGAGCUUGUUGCCUUUUGUCCACUCUCUUGCUCCUGGGCGAUUGAGUUGUUCUGAUUGUGAUCUUUGCUCUAAAAGUUCAACAAAAAAAAAAGUUCAAAAAAAGAAAUAACUUGGCAUCAUACUGUGCAAAGUGCACAGAAGGUGCACACAAUGUUAGUAACUUGUUACGUAUUCAUUGUUGUUGCUAUUGUUAUUGAUUUCUUUUUAUAUAUCUCUAUAUAAAGAAAUAUAUAUGCAUUAUAUACAAAGUUAAAAGUAUUUGGACUAAGAUUAAGCACUUGGGGCUGCUAUUUUUUUCCUUCAGUUUCAUUGCCACCAUGUGAAGUGUUGUAUUAUUUCUUUCUUAAAAAAAGAAAAUAUUUGAAUGUAUUCCAAAAAAAAAAAAAAAAAAAAACGUACAGGAAAAAAAACGUGAAGCCGAAAGAUUUUGUUUUGUUCUCCGAUACUUCAAGAUACAAACACGGGGAAACGAAACCAGAGGCAACGAAGAGGCUAUAGGAGUUGAUUCUGCUUAUCUCAUACUGUUCUGGGUUGUUGUUGUCCUUGAUCUUAAUUGUGGGCAAAAAAAGGACAGGGAACAGAAAUGGACGCUUGAACACACUGCCUCUUACAGUCCUGUUAAUACAAAAAACAAUGUUAUUAUGACGAGAUAUAUAAAAAAAAUUGACUUUUUCUAUUCCUUACUGGAGAUUUUUUUGUUGUUUACAAACCAUGCGGAUUGUUUUGGGUGCAGUUAUCUUUUUUUUGAGGGAAGGAAACAUGGGGCUGCUGUAUAGACUUUUCCAGAGGCAACCCUCAAACGGACGUCAAUCACUCUGGGCGGGAUAUUCAACCAUCACUGUCAGGCCUUCCCCCUUUUGGGUGGUGAAAGCGUUGCCUGGGACGUUGAAAAUUGCAGACCCUGCCAGUAGAAAAAGGAAAAAAAAAUCUUGAGAUUCCCACAUUUUAGUUUCGUUUGAGCUCAACCCUCUCGCCUCCUUCAGGGUUUUGUUGAUUCUCCAUUUGAACUGAAUUCCUUAAUGCGUUCAGGAGUGGAGAUAACCUAAGCAUUCAAAAACAGCACACCUGAAUUUGGGGGUACAAGGACUCCGAGCUGCAGCAAGGAAACCAACAAAGAUGUCUGUCCUUUUUUGACACCUCUCUCUACCCCCACAUUUCAUGACCUGGACUAACUCCUGACAGCAUUUUGUUUUCUUUUUGAGAAACAACUCCAGGAAACAAUGGACAUAUCUUGUGGUAGAAAAUACAACAAACUAAAGAAGAAAAAUGAGAAUCCUGUAGAUAUAAUCCCUGUAUGACCUCAAGCCUACCAUCGCAUUGUAUGGGGCCGUCUGUGCAAAUGAAAGAAGCGAAGCAACCCAUCCCCAAUCCCACCCCGCCUCCCCAUCGAGGUUUUAAAAAAGGUGUUUUUGUUGAGGGCAAUUCCUGUUAAUCAUGAGGGAGUCUACAUUGAGGACUACCAGGACGUUUCCCAAUCCCUCAUGCUUACAAACAAUACACACUGCCCUGCCACUCCUGCUAUGCACUUUGUGUUGAAACUGUGAGGUUCAUCUGCAGUGGGAGGGGAGGACCACAGUAUAGGGACUGCCCUCUCACUCUAUUCAUACAAAAAAAAUAUAUUAAAAAUUAAAAAAAACUAAAACUGAACUCUUCGGAGGGAUGGAACAAUCCAUCGCCUCCUUUGUAUAUUGACAUAUUUUUGUACACCUUCCGUUUGAAAAUAGAACUAUGUGGGAAAAAAACAGGCUUGGGGCAACAGAUGAAGGAAUUUCAUUAUACAUCAUCAACAAUGAAUGUUUCUCCAAACAGUUUUUAUACAGCAGGCUGAAAACGUCAAAAUAGAAAAGAGAAAAAAAAAAACAGUACUAUAGACAUGGGUCCUGACUUGAAUCCCCGUUGUUGUUUAAGGCGGGGUGGACCUAAUUAGGAUGGGACAUAUUGCUGAAUAGUAGAAACAAAGCCGGAUGAUCUUAGUGCCACAGACUGACAAUGACUGCACCCUCGGUCCCGCCUGUGGGGAGCAAAACAGUAGCAGGAAAACCUAAGAUUGAGAGGCGAAAAAUUCCUUGGUUGAGUCUUUGGGAAGAGACUUGGAGAAGGUGGUUGGUGGAAUUGAAGACGUUCCUGAUGUCAUCCUUCACAGAUCCUUGGAGAGCUGUUGGUUGGAGCUGCAGGACUAUCAAAUUGGGUUGUCUCGAUCCAAGGAGCUUAGGAUCCAGAGCAUCUCGUAUCAUCCUUUCCUCUUCCCUUUUCUCCACCCCUCUCUUCUGUCCCGUCUCUCCACCCGUCUCUUCUAUCCUGUCUCUCUACCCCUCUUUUCUGUCCCGUCUCUCCACCCCUCUCUUCUAUCCUGUCUCUCCACCCCUCUCUUCUGUCACGUCUUACCCCCUUCUUAUGAUUUCCUUACUUUACGUCCUCCGGAGUUCAAAUGGAUGGCUUGGAUAGUGGUUGGCUCUAGGACUGGGAGCCAAGAGAAAAACACGUUACAAGACUAAAGAGGAACACCUGACCAUUUGCCAUGAAGCCGAACCAGACGACCCUGCUAGAAUCAAGGGGGUCCUCUGGUGUGUCCUCUGCUGUACGCCAUCGCUCUGGACUUUAACCCAACCCCCCCAAUCUUUUCUCUCUCUGGACCUUGGAAGACACCUUGAAACUAGGGAGUUGGAAGUUCAAAUCUUAUGGGAAGGUGAUCACCUCGGCUUUGAGGAACAUAACCCUUGGACAAAUCAAGGAGAUACUUGAGGACAUAAUCCUUGCCGACUGCCAGACAUUAGUGUGGGUUGGUGUGGCUGGGCAUGUCCUGUUAUCGGGUGGAACUCUGAGCGGAGUGACCCAAUCAAGACCUUGACUGAAACGAGGCCACUCCAUGCAUCCCACGACCACACAUUCAGCUGCAAAGGGUCCUUCAGACCCUUAAUGUGUGGAGAUGUAAGGUGCUGAUGGUGAUGGCUGUGAUGUCAGGACGGAAUAGAUGCUCAUGCAACUAGAGCUUGCAUUGUAACUUUUCACAGAUACAUGUACACACACACACACCACACACAUGUUCUCCACACACGGUUGACACCAAGCAGCAACGUUCUUGAACCACAUUUGACUUAAAAUAUCCCCGUUUGGACAAAAGCGCCAAAUCAAUUUCAAAGCUCCAAAAAGCAUGUGUGUGGUCACUGGGAUAUGAUGUGACCAUAUAAUGUAGUCAAGGUCCCUCAGUAUACGGGGUAUAUAAAGGUCUCUCUGCUGCUCCAGCUAGUUGACCACAUUAGACCACUACACUACCAACACAUAGUCAAAUCCUCAGACGCACAGGUCAUAAAACCCCCAUACGCACACAGCUUACAAACACACAUACAAGCUCCCUACAUACACGUUGGCUGCAAACAAACACACAUACUCAAACGCCAGUCUUUUGAAAGGUGGACUCUGUAUAUACUGUACAAAGUUGUAUCCAUUUCUCCAUUGUGGAUUUUUCUUAACAUGUCUUUUGUUUUUCCUGAUCAACAUGCCUUAACUGUACAGAAUACCAUUGAGUGACACAGAAGUGCUGGUGUCUUUGGAAAGCAAUUUGGAAACUGAAGUCAUGUAGAAGAGUGUUCGUCACGAUCAAUGUUGUGGAAUUCAGGGUUGAGAAGUUUGGUUUGAGCCCAUUGGUUUAGCCGUUCUGUAACCCUGUCAACAACUGAUAAAAGUGUCUGUAUACAAGACCAUUCUCUUAAUUGACAGCGAAGACAAUGGUAAAUAAGAGACAAAAAAAAGAGUGUCUGGUGAUAGUGGUUUGCCUUUCUUUUUUUUUCCUGAAACGAGUGACUUUGUAAAGAUUUCCAGUUUUAAACGCCUCUACAUGUAGCUGAAUUCGCAGGCGGGAGACGUAAGAGGCUGUGCAAUGCAAAGAUGGGCUGGGCUGAGCUGACUGGGAAGGGCUAGCACGCUAAUAUUAGCAUGUUUAAGGUUUCGCCUUGCCACACGCUGACCCUUUAAACACGUUAUUGGAUCCUUUGGGUGUGAAAUUGCUCAGACAAUUGGAUGACUGUCCUCUAUGGUUAGUGCAUUAUGCAGUUUAUUUUUUCUUUCUUUUUUUCUUGCAAUUGUGGAUUCAUUGCCAGUCCUCGUCUGACUAUGUGAAUUGUGGUCUAUGAAGAACACGAAGGCUGCUUUGGGCCCCAGCUGAUGUUACAGGCCGGCUUUCGAUCAUUUGGUGUGCUUGUGUGACAGCCCUGACACUAGGCCACUGAUUGUUAUCCGUUUGGCUGAUUGAGUAGAUGACUCCACUGUUAGCAAAAUAAUUUUUGUACCCAACUUUGUUUUGAUGGUAAAAAAAAUAAGUGCUAUUUCCUUUCCAAUAUUGUUUUUUUUUUCCAAGGUAAUACUUAAUUCAAUACUUGUAAUAACAAUACCAACAACACAAAAGCGUGCCCGAAAAUCUAGUUGCAUAAUGCAGUUUUAAGGGAGUUAGUAGAUGAUGGAUGGGUUUAAUGUUAGUAAGUCUUGGCUGUGUAGUAUGCCAAGAUACAUCUCUUCCAAAGUCUAUUGUUUGUUAUGCAUGAUGCAUAAUUGGAUAGCCCUCCCUAACCAUUGGAUAUAUUUACCAAAAGUUGAUGGAAUACCAGUGAUUGUUUGAACAUGUUAUUUGAGGUGAAAAUAAACUAUUUUGUCUGCAAAAUAAGUGUACGGUGAUUAGCCAAUAAUGCAUUUCCAAACCGGUUCUGCUAAUGAUUGUCACUUCAUGUUGCGGUAGAAUUCGUUUAAGUAUUAAUGUAUCUUGGAAGGGAAAGAGUUACAUUAACUGUCAUUUGAAUCAGAUUUUAUUUUAAUAAUUUGCCUUUUCUUCUUGACCAGUCAGCUCAACUCUCCUGCUUACAAUUUAUGAAUGUUUUAGUGAUAACAGAGUUAAUUGGAGAAGAACAACAACCAACAUAAAAUUGUAUAUAGUUUGUUUGUUUGUUUGAAGAGAUCAAAUGAUUAAAUAAAUACAAUUAAAGAGA
Messenger RNA from Clupea harengus (Atlantic herring), 11390 nucleotides. RefSeq names its product GRB10 interacting GYF protein 1a (gene gigyf1a). NCBI's taxonomy places the organism in Eukaryota, Metazoa, Chordata, Actinopteri, Clupeiformes, Clupeidae. Gene Ontology annotation, molecular function: protein binding. Gene Ontology annotation, biological process: insulin-like growth factor receptor signaling pathway. Gene Ontology annotation, cellular component: cytosol. The record is from RefSeq and is a predicted model, not a curated record.